This is a messenger RNA of Clarias gariepinus (North African catfish), 1719 nucleotides long. RefSeq names its product RAB21, member RAS oncogene family (gene rab21). The transcript is spliced from 7 exons. Gene Ontology annotation, molecular function: GTP binding; GTPase activity. The record is from RefSeq and is a predicted model, not a curated record. NCBI's taxonomy places the organism in Eukaryota, Metazoa, Chordata, Actinopteri, Siluriformes, Clariidae. Bases 273 to 935 code for a protein of 220 amino acids. Gene Ontology annotation, biological process: Rab protein signal transduction.
GAGCGUGACGUAGCAGAGGACGCCAUUAGACUGGCUCAGCAGCACAGAGGCUCAGACAGGCGGAAAUAUUAUUUACUUCACCUCCCUCUGUCUCAUUUCUUUUCUUUUUUAAGAAUAAAGUCAGUAGGGGGAUUUACGACGCCGCUUUUUUUUAUGGAAUUGGAUAUUUUCUGGACGUAGAUAUCUAAUGUAAACAACAGGAGAAGAGGAGACGGUUGAGUUUUCUGUGCUGAAGUUGAAGAAGGAUUUCUCUCUCUCUCUUUCUCUCCACCAUGGCGGCUGCUGGCGGCAGUAAUGUUCACAGAACCUUCUCGUUUAAGGUGGUGUUGUUAGGGGAAGGCUGCGUGGGGAAGACCUCUCUAGUCCUCCGCUAUUGUGAAAACAAGUUCAACGACAAACACAUCACGACCCUGCAGGCAUCAUUCCUUACAAAAAAGCUCAACAUCACAGGCAAGAGAGUCAAUCUGGCUAUAUGGGACACAGCUGGGCAGGAACGUUUCCACGCACUCGGGCCGAUUUACUACAGAGACUCCAACGGAGCCAUUUUAGUCUAUGACAUCACUGAUGAAGAUUCCUUCCAGAAGGUUAAAAACUGGGUGAAAGAAUUACGGAAAAUGUUGGGAAAUGAAAUCUGUUUAUGUAUAGUAGGUAAUAAAAUUGAUCUGGAAAAAGAAAGACAUGUUUCAGUGGAAGAGGCUGAGUCGUACGCAGAGUCAGUCGGAGCGAAACACUAUCACACGUCAGCUAAAUUAAACAAAGGAAUCGAAGAAAUGUUCCUCGACUUGUGUAAAAGAAUGAUGGAGACGGCGCAGGCGGAGGAGAGGUCCAAGGGAAACGGGACGAGCCACACGAGCACGGGGCGGAGAGGCGUUCAGAUCAUCGACGACGAACCACAAGCCGCUGCUGCAGCCGGAGGGUGCUGUUCAUCAGGCUAGGACACUGCGCUCACCCCCCCCCCUCCUCUCUCUCUCUCUUUCUCUCUCUCUUUCUUCAAAAGUACUGGUACUCUUCCUCCAUCUCUCGCGCACUCUGCUCUGUAACACUGAUGGCUUCAGCAGUGAUUAGUUUUCCUGUUGACUGCAAAGUUGGAAUACAGCAUCUAAUGGAUCUUAUCAGUUACUUGUUAACUGAGAUCUCUUUCUCUGUGUGUCUCUCUCUCUCUCCCCCACGUACACAUAAGCUCUUUCUAAAUAUUUGAGCACGCACUAAGAUCUGAUUUUCUAAGCUUUUUUUUGUUGUUGUUGAUGUUCCUGUUGUUGUUGUUGUUGUACAUGUUGGGUUGAUUUUCCAUUUUUCUUUUACUCAAAACGCUUAAAGAAAGUAAAGUCCCCGUUAUUUAAUAACUUAAACCUGCACACUGAACCCCGACGUCCGCUGUACCCAUCAUUAGUACUUGCUGAGCUUUCUGUCUUUCUGUCUUCAUCGUCACCCUUUCGAAUUCAUCAUUACCUAAUCAAAAGUUUUAUUAAACUUGCUCUCUUGUUGGUUUCGGACUUGUAUGUACCAGAUCAAGCAAAACUACACACGUUAUUACAGUAUGUUAUUAUUUUAUCCGCUUUUACACCUUGUUUUGGGGGAAACUCGUCCAGCUAGCCACUUGGAAAAGUGUUCAGGACUGUGUUAAUGAUGAGAGUGGAUGAAGAAGUUAAAAAAGCGGCACAGGAAAGGAGAAAUAACCGACGCAGUGUAAGUAUUCAAGGCCUUAUUAGGGAGCACAGG